CAUCAGCCGCUCUAGGAGGUUGCAGGAGCGGUCGCGUCAUCCCUGGAUGGGCGGCGCGCUGACGGUCGGUCGGACGGAGGGUGUUUUCCAGCUUUAAAAGCUCCGGAGCCGGCCCCUCUGACAAACCGCCCUGCGUCAUCGACCUGGGGACACUCUUGAAAAAGCCUUCAUUGAAGCUGAAGAGAGGCAAACUCACCUCUACACUAUAUACCUGCAGCCGGUCUCUCCACAUCCACUAGAUCUCUCUCUCUCUCUCUCUCUCCUCCCGUCCACCGCGGUGUGCGCGUCCAAGUUGUUACACUCGCUUUGCUUUAACUUUCGCUGCGAAUUAUGCUUUUAUUUGAUGGUAUUUGUGAGUGAAGUGAUCUAGACAGUUAAACAGUCUCACAGCCGGAGAAAGUUGCGCAUCGCUUGUUGAAUGCAGGAUCCCUUCUGCCUGAGCGUCAAUCCCAAGUUGAGUUUUGGAGCCGGUGUGACGGAGCGGGGACUCCACAUUCUCACCUCUCUCACUGCCGAGAUGAAGUCUGCAGAAGAAGAUGCAUACAGCUACACACCAAAUGUCAGCUUGUCCCUUCCACUGGGAAUGGGCAACCCCUGUCUGGCCACCCAGUACCACACCUUACAGUCCAGCCCAGUCAUCUCAGUCUCCUCCUGCCACCAGACGGGCUACAGCCUCCAAAAUGAUAACCACGCAGCAUCAGGCUACUACCUGCCCCACGGCCUGAGACCCAACGGGGCCCCGGCUUUGGAGAGCCCCCGUAUUGAGAUCACUGCCUACAGCCAGUAUCCUGAGGAUGAGGUAGAGGAGAGCAGCAGCGAGGACCACAUCAUCAAACGGGGCGUCAACUCCAUCGUGACGCUGACGCUGCCCAAUGCCGACGGCUACCGCGAUCCCACCUGCCUCAGCCCUGCGAGUAGCAUUUCCUCGCGUAGCUGCAACUCCGAGGCGUCCUCUUACGAGUCCGGCUUCUACAACUACGACAACUCCCCGCAGAACUCCCCGUGGCAGUCUCCCUGCGUCUCACCCAAAGGCUCAUCUUCGCUCAUGUCUUGCCCACAUGCCAGCGGCCCUGUAGCUUCCCCUCACCACUCCCCCUCCACCUCCCCUCAGAUCGGAGCCUUGGCCGAGGAAGGCUGGCCGGCGCAACCUCGUGGCUCCAGGCCCAACUCCCCUUCCUGCAGCGGAGGCGGCGGAGUCAACGGCGGCGGCAUGGGGAAGAGAAAGUACAGCUUCAACGGCACCACCUACCGUCAGAUCUCCUGCUCGCCCCAACAGUCGCCCAUCCCGUCCCCGCACAUCUCCCCCAGGGUCAGUGUCACAGAUGAGAACUGGCUCGCCAACACCAACCAGUACACCAACUCUGCCAUCGUGGCCGCCAUCAACGCUCUAACCACAGAUGGAGUGGUGGACAUGGGGGAGGGAAUCCCAAUCAAGACGCGGAAGACCAUGCUGGACCACGCGGCCGCCAUGAGCCUGAAGUUGGAGCCUGGUGGCGAUGGACUGGUGCUGGGUCUCGAUGGGGAGCUCUGCCACGAGGACUACCCCUCCCGUCUGGCCCUCAAGAAGGAGAGCUACUGUGGAGGGUUCCUGGAUGUGCCCCAGCAUCCGUACUCCUGGUCUAAACCCAAGCCUUACCUCAGCCCGUCUCUGCCAUCUCUUGACUGGCAGCUCCCGUCCUGCUCCGGCCCGUACAACCUGCAGAUCGAGGUGCAGCCGAAGUCCCACCACAGGGCCCACUACGAGACCGAAGGCAGCCGAGGGGCGGUGAAGGCGCUGUGCGGCAGCCACCCUGUCGUACAGCUUUAUGGCUACAUGGAAAGCGAGCCGCUCACCCUGCAGCUGUUCAUAGGGACCGCAGACGACCGCCUCCUGCGACCACAUGCCUUCUACCAGGUCCACCGCAUCACUGGCAAAACCGUCUCCACCGCCAGCCAUGAAGUCAUGCAAUCCAACACCAAAGUUCUGGAGAUCCCUCUGCUGCCUGAGAACAACAUGAGAGCCAUAAUUGAUUGUGCAGGGAUCCUGAAGCUGCGCAAUUCGGACAUCGAGCUUCGCAAAGGAGAAACCGACAUCGGACGUAAAAACACACGUGUGAGACUGGUGUUUCGGGUCCACAUCAACCAGCCCAACGGCAGGACGUUGUCCCUGCAGGCUUCUUCGAACGCCAUUGAAUGCUCCCAGCGCUCAGCUCAGGAGCUUCCCUUGGUGGAGAAGCAGAGUGUGGAUAGUUACCCCGCCACCGGAGGCAAAAUGAUGCUCCUGAGUGGCCUCAACUUCCUCCCCGACUCCAAGGUGGUGUUCGUGGAGAAGGCCCAGGAUGGGCAUCAUCUGUGGGAGACGGAAGCCAAAGUUGACAAGGACUCCGUCAAAAAUAGCACUGUUGUUGUGGAGAUCCCGCCGUACAGGAACCAGAGAAUAUCCAGCCCGGUGCAGGUUAACUUCUACGUCUGCAACGGCAAGAGGAAGAGGAGCCAGUACCAGCGCUUCACCUACCUGCCUCCUAACGUGCCGAUAAUAAAGACAGAACCCAAUGAUGAAUAUGAUUCUCUGGGGACUGCAAGACUGCCCAUGCAUUCAAAGCCCUAUUACAGCCGGCCCAGGCUCGCUCCCAUCAUGCCUGUAGCCGAUCCUGACGCCUGCCUGGUCGGUGGCUACCCUCCCUGCCCGCCACGCCAUGCUGCCAUGCCGUCGUCGUCCCCCAGCUCCAGCCCCACCCUACACGACCUGUCCCCCGUGGCAUACAGCAAGUGCCUCCCCAACAGCCCCACCCACGCGGCACCACCACCGGGCCCCGUGGCGCCCCCCAUCCAGGAGAGCCCUGGCCGCCCAAACCUCGCCCACCCAGCAUCGCCUGACCACAGCUCUCCCCUGGGGCUGCUUCAUUCCCAGGGCAGCCCCAUCCACCUCAACAGCCCCGGGCCCCAUGGUUACCACCCUAUCUAUGCCAACAGCAGCCCCUCAUCCUCCCCGGUGUCCCUACCUUCCACUCCUGGUGGGACUGCGGAGAGCCCCUUCGUUCAGGCCUACAGCCCCAGUCAGGCAGCAGCCGGAGGGAGCUCACCCAGCCUGUUACCUGAGGACGCCAGCCCCCCGUCGAUGGCCAUCACCGUCAAACAGGAGCCCGGGGAACUGGACCAGAUGUACCUAGAUGAUGUUAACGAGAUCAUCAGGAACGACCUCUCCAGCAUUUCCGUGCACACUCAUGCAUAGACGUCCAGAAGUCUUCUGCAGCAGCGCACACACACACACACACGCACACACACCCUCACACACACACACACACACACACACACACACACAGCAGCAUCAUCAACAAAAAGAGGACAAAAACACCUUCGAGAUCCAGACGAUGAAGAAUAAAGCUUUGACCAGGAUCUCCCACCGGACCAUCAUCGCCAUCAGCUCCUCCCGAACUCAAAAGACUCGCUGCAGAUUCACAUUGACAAUCACUGGCAAGCUCCAUUUGAAUAAACAGAUGAAUGUUAUAUUUACAAAAAAAAGGAAGUGAUAUCAGGGGGCAAAGUAUACGACUACACUUGCCUUAAUUCACAGCAGAUGUUCUCUAGUGGACCAAACAGCUCAAUGAGACUGAAUCACCUAUCGUUGACAUCGUGACAAUCUUCAUUUUCGAGUGUGAUCCGUAUGUUUAAUGCACGGACAAGCUAAUGGGACAAUAAGUGUCAUGCUUCAUCACGUCGGUCCAUUUGUUUGUGCAGUCAGUCCGCAACAACCGAAUUGGUGCCUUACAGCAGUGAUAUUGACAGCAGCAGUAGUGACACACAUGCAAAAUGGUUCAUUGUAACCCGUAGUGGAAGUUUUUAUAUGAGCGUUUUUGUAUCAUUUCAAUGAUUUUGUUUACAGGGAAACAGAAUAAAAGGCUGGAAAAUAUGUAGGGAGUAUGUGAAUAGAUUAGAAUUGUAUUUUUUUCUCGCUUCCUCAUUAUUAUUAUCUCAUUGUUCAUUUAUACUGAAUGUUAUUGUAUGAUAUUCUUUUUGUAUAAAACAUGUAUUUGAAAAUGUACUUCUGUAUGCCUUAUGCUUAUAUCAUGCAGUUAGCUUUUCCCUUUUGUUCCAUGUUGUCUUCUCCUCAUAUGAUUUGUACCAUUUCUACUCCCCUUCCUGCGUUAUGCUUUUCACCUUAGUGCCUAUGUUUUUUUUAUCAUCCUGCCCCGGUCUUCCAGCCCGUCCUUCCCCAAAUCCAUGACAUAAUGAUGCACAGACAAUCAGAGAAAUAUAUAGAACAUAUCCUAUGACAACAGUUCCUGGUUGCAGGGGCUUAUAAAGGCAGGUUUCUUCUCCCCCAGCUAUGAGAUAGUUGAACAACGGUAUGCUUACCUGCUGAAUUUUAGAUGAGAAUACUCCUGGAUAUAUAGUUGUCUGCUACUUCUUUGCACUGCAGGUUUGCAUGUAAAUAGGCACAGGGAAAAUCUAAGUAUGUGGCAGGCUCAGUUUUACUCGUCAUUUGGGUGAUUCCACUGAGGAGUUGGCAGGACUGUUAACUUACAGCUGGCAAUAAUUGAUGUGAGUAAACCAAAGGAUUUUAUCUUUGGUGAAAUUAUUGUCCAAGUUUCCUUUUUUCUGUCGGAGACUUUAGCGUAGAGCGGUUCCCCGUACACAAAAAAAAACAACAAAAACAUUAUGCACUUUACCGUAGAAACGAAACAGAGCAGGUUUCCUUGCUUCCAGACCAAAUAUUGUAGAUUGAUUUCCACUGUCGUGUCAUAAACAGUCUUUUCUUCCAUGUUAUCUGUCUUUUGGAGCAUGCACAUCGUACUAACGUCGGGGAUCAUUUAGCUGACAGUAGCUUAACAAUAUAGCUUCCUAAUACAUUUUUGGACAUAUAGUAUAAUAGCAUGACUAAACUGUAUGAAUAAGGUUUCUAUUUUGUGCCUUACUCUCUUUCUUGGCUACAAGAUCGUUGCAACUCUAUAAUGCUUUUCUGUGUAGGCACAAGGUGAAACAUAUUUCUCUUUAAUAUGAAAUAUUUAUGAAAAAAUGAAAUGUGUUUUAAGUGCAUUUAAUGUGUUCUCAACAAUGAAUUAAUAAAUGGUAUAAUGGUGACCAUA
Sebastes umbrosus (honeycomb rockfish) is the source of this 5066-nucleotide messenger RNA. Its product is annotated as nuclear factor of activated T-cells, cytoplasmic 1-like. Gene Ontology annotation, molecular function: transcription factor binding; RNA polymerase II cis-regulatory region sequence-specific DNA binding; DNA-binding transcription factor activity, RNA polymerase II-specific. The record is from RefSeq and is a predicted model, not a curated record. NCBI's taxonomy places the organism in Eukaryota, Metazoa, Chordata, Actinopteri, Perciformes, Sebastidae. Bases 419 to 3211 code for a protein of 930 amino acids. Gene Ontology annotation, cellular component: transcription regulator complex. The transcript has 10 exons. Gene Ontology annotation, biological process: cytokine production; regulation of transcription by RNA polymerase II; calcineurin-NFAT signaling cascade.